This is a messenger RNA of Anguilla anguilla (European eel), 2013 nucleotides long. Its product is annotated as intermediate filament protein ON3-like. Gene Ontology annotation, biological process: keratinization; intermediate filament organization. Gene Ontology annotation, cellular component: keratin filament. The transcript has 10 exons. The record is from RefSeq and is a predicted model, not a curated record. Bases 109 to 1029 code for a protein of 306 amino acids. Gene Ontology annotation, molecular function: structural constituent of skin epidermis. Lineage: Eukaryota; Metazoa; Chordata; Actinopteri; Anguilliformes; Anguillidae.
CCCACCAUCCAGGUGGUCCGCACGCAGGAGAAGGACCAGAUCAAGAGCCUCAACAACCGCUUCGCCUCUUUCAUCGAUAAGGUGCGUUUCCUGGAGCAGCAGAAUAAGAUGUUGGAGACCAAGUGGAACCUGAUGCAGAGCCAGUCGAGCACGGGCCGCUCGAACAUCGAGCCCAUGUUCGAGGCCUACAUCAACAACCUGCGCCGCCAGCUCGACCUCAUGCACAACGACAAGACCAAGAUGGACGGAGACCUGAGGAACAUGCAGGGCGUGGUCGAGGAUCUCAAGGACAAGUACGAGGACGAGAUCCACAAGAGGAACACCCGUGAGAAUGAAUUUGUGAUUCUGAAAAAGGAUGUGGACGAUGCUUACAUGUGUAAGGUGGACCUGGAGCAAAAAGUGGCCAGCCUGGUGGACGAAAUCAACUUCCUGAGGGCCAUCUAUGAUGAGGAGAUCAAAGAGCUGCAGAACAGCGUGAAGGACACCUGUGUGGUGGUGCAGAUGGACAACUCCCGCAACCUCAACAUGGACCAGAUCGUGGCCGACGUGAAGGCGCAGUACGAGGACGUCGCUGUGAAAUCCCGCCAAGACACAGAGUCCUGGUACAAGACCAAGUUUGAGCAGGUAUCUUCGCAGGCCAACGUGUACGGGGACGAGCUGCGCAGCACCAAGACGGAGAUCGCCGAGCUGACCCGUCUGAUCAGCCGCCUGCAGAGUGAGAUCGACAACAUCAAGGGACAGAGGGCGAAUCUGGAGGCUCAGAUCGCCGAGGCGGAGGAUCGUGGCGAGCUGGCGGUGAAGGACGCCAAGGCGAAGAUCCGGGAGCUGGAGAAGGCCCUGCACAGGGCCAAGCAGCAGAUGGCCCAGCAGGUGCGCGAGUACCAGGAGCUGAUGAACGUCAAGCUUGCCCUGGACAUCGAGAUCGCCACCUACAGGAAGCUGCUGGAAGGGGAGGAGGACAGGCUCGGACACCAGUCUGUUGUCAAUGUCCAUUCCGUGCCAUCCAGUAAGUACAGUUCUUCCAGAUAAGAGGCCCCAAGGCCUUGCCCGUCCUGAUCAAGAUGAUCGAAACCCAAGACCGGUUCAGCUGAGCCCACCGUGUGAACACCUGUGUCCUCUAAUCCUGUGGCGCACGCAUACACACACACACACACACACACACACACACACGCACACACGCACACACACACACAACUCAAAAUAUUUAGGCUGAAUGUUUAUGUUUCCAGAAAACUGCUGAAGCUUGAUGUAAAAAUGUGUUAUUAUUAAAAACAUGUAACAUGUCCAGAAAAACCUGAACAGAUUUGAGAUUCGCCACCGCAGCUCAGCUUCUGUAGAAACAGGUUUUAGGGAGACUUAUAGUUUAUAUAGAUUUUAGUUUAUUUACAGAGAUUUUGGGCAGUGUGAAAAACAUCAUGUGACCUCUCACCAGGACCAGGGGCAGGACAGCCCAGUCACACCAAGACUCAAACUCCCUGCUGCAGAAAUCACGUUUCUUACCUGCAACUAAGAGUGUUCCCGUCCCACAAGCUCUUAUACCCCAAAAAGAACCCCCCGUCGGCACUGGGUUUGAAAUCUGUGAUUACUGGGCAGGACAAUCCUUCUCAAAUUCAAAUCCGAAUCCCCCUGCGGCAGCUGCAGACGCCACGAAGCCGGUUCGGAAGCCAUGAAUGUGCUGUGGUGGGACAGCCUGCACUCAGCCGGCUCUGCGGCUUCACCAGCAUUCUCAAAUAAACACCGUCUCCCCCUUCUGGUCUGGAGACUGACUGCACACACACACACACACACACACACUGGGGCUUACCUGUCACACACACACACUGGGGCUUAACUGUCACACACACUAACUGCACAAAUGGUUUAUUUCCUGUUUCUGGUCCCUUUUCAGUUUGCUCGUCAUAAAUCUGUAAAACUCACUGCCUGUCAUGAAAGACUUUGUUUUGUUAAGUAGAAAAUAAAUGUUUCCUCAAUCCUUCUGUAAACCCAAAUGCAAAUAAACGUUCAUGACGAAAG